GGCGACCCGAGGGCCCGCGGCCGGGCGGGGAGCGGCGCCGGGCAGGCCUGAGCGGCGGGGGCGCGCCGCCCGGCCCGCGGGGAUGCGGGACCGGCUGCCGGAGCUGACGGCGUGUAGGAAAAAUGAUGAUGGAGACACAACUAUUAUUGUUGAAAAGGACCAUUUUAUGGAUGAUUUCUUCCAUCAGGUUGAGGAGAUCAGGAACAGUAUAACUAAAAUAGCUCAAUAUGUUGAAGAAGUAAAGAAAAACCACAGCAUCAUUCUUUCUGCACCAAACCCAGAAGGAAAAACAAAAGAAGAGCUUGAAGAUCUGAACAAAGAAAUCAAGAAAACUGCUAAUAAAAUUCGAGCCAAAUUAAAGUCUAUUGAACAAAGUUUUGAUCAGGAUGAGAGCGGGAACCGAACGUCAGUAGACCUUCGGAUACGACGAACCCAGCACUCAGUACUGUCUCGGAAGUUUGUGGAAGUCAUGACAGAAUAUAAUGAAGCACAGACUCUAUUUCGGGAGAGAAGCAAAGGCCGUAUACAGCGUCAGCUAGAAAUCACUGGGAAAACCACCACUGACGAUGAACUAGAAACGAUGUUGGAAAGUGGGAAUCCCUCCAUAUUCACUUCAGAUAUUAUAUCAGAUUCACAGAUUACUAGACAAGCGCUCAAUGAAAUUGAGUCCCGUCACAAAGACAUCAUGAAGCUGGAGAGCAGCAUCCGGGAGCUGCACGAGAUGUUCGUGGACAUGGCCAUGUUCGUGGAGACACAGGGUGAAAUGAUCAACAACAUAGAAAAAAAUGUUAUGAAUGCUGCAGACUAUGUCGAACAUGCUAAAGAAGAAACUAAAAAAGCUAUUAAAUAUCAAAGCAAAGCGAGGAGGAAAAAGUGGAUAAUCGCCGCGGCCUUAGUGGUCCUGGUUGCUGUAAUUGCUCUGAUCAUCGGUUUAUCGGUUGGCAAGUGAUGGCCUGGGGGGCAGCCUGGGCGCGCCUCGCUGCCAGGGUGGCGAAAAUGAUGUUCAUUGUUAUUUGUGUAAUUAUUUUGCUUGUGAGCCUUGGAAUUUUCCUAGCAACGACAUUGUCAUAGCAACCAUAUCCCAAGAACUGUUCAUCCUCGGAGACUCUGACCACGUCUGGGACAAAGCCGACGUCCCCUCCGUCCAUGAGUGAAGCCUGGGGGCUGUGGCGUCUGGUGCUGAGAGCCGAUCUACUGGUUAACGAAUGCAGGGAGAAAACACAACAGCACGUUUAUUGCUCAGUGAAAAUACUGUCAGCAGGAUGGAUGUGAUGAGGUAACGCAAGUCACCUUGGACUCCAACUAAACAUAGCAUAAAAAUUUAACAAUGUGAAACUUGUUUCAGUGGCCUUAAAAUAAAUUAUUGAAAAUUUCAAUUUUUUUUGUAUUACAGUGUUAAAAAAUGUAUGUGAAGUUUAAUUAGGAAUACUUUAUGUUAUGAAGCUAUCAGAUUUCAGAUCUCAGACUUGAUUUCCUCCCCUUCACCCAGCUGACAUAUGCUAAUUAAGACAUGCUUUUUAUACUGUGUUUAAUUCAUGUUUAUUUCUUGUUUGUAAAAAAUAAUUUUUACUAAUCACAAAGGCUGUUUUGUCAAAUAUCUAUAAUUUUUAAUGCUUAUAGAUUAACUGUUUAAUAUAUGAACAUCUUAAUUUUCCCCAUUUUAUAUAGUAAAUACUGCCUUUUAAGUGAAAUAGGAAGCUUUAUAAUAUCAGAGCCAUUGUUGAACAUUGUUUACAAAGUUUGCCCUUGUUACAAAAAAUAUUCAUUGCACAGCACCCUGAAAGCCUUCCAAGUACCUUCUGUUCCUCUUGAUAUAUAGAUUUUCAAUGCCUGCUCCCUUGCAGAACAGUCUAGAAUACAGUAUUUGGCUCCCUCUGUGUCCCAUUCCCCAGGAAAGUAGUCACUGCUCUGUAAAGACGGUGGUCUCUUCUUUGUCCACUAUAAAAUGUUUGUGCUUCCCUGUUUACAUGACUAAAGUCUGAAUUUAAGUUUCAUGAUGAAACUAAGAUUUGGUACUCUUUGAUAUCAAGAAAAUUACUCCUAGACAUUAAAUAAAUUUUUAAAAUUUAAACAUUUGUGCAGAUCAUUUAAAAUGUUCUUGUUAAAUACCUGAUAUUCUGCUGAACUUUAAAAGUGAAUUCCCAAAGUUUGGUAGGAAUUUAUGAUAAACAUUUUUAGUGCUCAUUAAAGGUUUUUAGUAGAAUAAUAUUGUUUAUUUUAGCCUCAUAAAUCUGUGAAAUCUUGUUAGUGAACAGCCAUCUAUUAAGAUAGCCAAUUGUCAAAAUAUUAAAUGAGUAUGUGAAGGAUAUCCAAAAUAUUGUUAACUUUUGUUCCUUUUCUGUGUUAUUGUAUGAGCAUGUGACUAUAUUUUAACAUUGUUUGGUUUGAAAAUUAAUAUGGAUGUGCAUGAUUCCAAACAAUAUGUGUGAAUAAUCUUGGAGAGUUUAGAAACUGUGUUCCUUAUUUAAUGCGAUUAUGAAUUACGCUCACUCGUAAGGUAUACACCUUGCCGCCUGUUUGCGCAUUUUAUUUACCCCCCGGCUGUCCUCAGGACUUCAGGGAGUAUUCGGCCCUAACACACAAUUGUUCUGUCUCUAAUAGCCUGUCAGUAGAAAUGCUCCCUGACUUGAGAUUAAAUUGAAUAUAUACCUUGUCUCGAAGGGGUUUAAAUAUGUAGAGAUCAUGCUUGUAUUUAUAUAGCCUGAAACAUUUAUUUCUCUGUAUAAUUAUGCCCACAUGUAGGACUCCGUGCUGCUUUGUGUCCCACUUUUUCGUCACAGUCAGUCUUGGAUGGACUUUGCCUUCUGUGGCCGUCCUCACUGUCCUCGCGGAAGUCGCCCUCCAGGCCUCGGAGGCUUCUGGCCGUGUGUGAGUUGGCCUGUGGCCGGCUCCAGGACUGACGCCUCCGUAUCUAGUCAGUCAUCAAACGGCACGUCUCUUGUGUCAGAACCUCAAACAAAUAUAUUUACAGAGUCAUCUGUUAUGUUUUAGUCUUUCUUCAUAUAGUUGAUGUUUACAUUUUUUAAAAAUUUGCAGAGUACCAAAAAAAGAAAUACUUUCUGUUCUGUCAUUUCUGGAAAUAUUUUUGGGAGAUAUUUUGUUGCAUAUUCAUUAAUAAAUUGUCCUACUAAGAAAA
Choloepus didactylus (southern two-toed sloth) is the source of this 3136-nucleotide messenger RNA. It is a transcript of the gene STX2, whose product is annotated as syntaxin 2. Bases 83 to 949 code for a protein of 288 amino acids. NCBI's taxonomy places the organism in Eukaryota, Metazoa, Chordata, Mammalia, Pilosa, Megalonychidae. Gene Ontology annotation, cellular component: plasma membrane; presynaptic active zone membrane; SNARE complex. Gene Ontology annotation, molecular function: SNAP receptor activity; SNARE binding. The record is from RefSeq and is a predicted model, not a curated record. Gene Ontology annotation, biological process: exocytosis; intracellular protein transport; synaptic vesicle fusion to presynaptic active zone membrane. The transcript has 11 exons.